Messenger RNA from Planococcus citri (citrus mealybug), 1349 nucleotides. Its product is annotated as lipase member H-like. The coding region runs from base 153 to 1172 and encodes 339 amino acids. Gene Ontology annotation, biological process: lipid catabolic process. The record is from RefSeq and is a predicted model, not a curated record. The transcript has 7 exons. Gene Ontology annotation, molecular function: lipase activity. Lineage: Eukaryota; Metazoa; Arthropoda; Insecta; Hemiptera; Pseudococcidae.
AAGUUUCAUGCAUAUUUAUAAUUUCGAUAAAAUGUAAGCGUUAAAUUACUCGGAGAACUGUGAGGUGAGUUAUUUAUUCGUGAGGGUUUGUUUCUAAGAUGUAGUGUGUGUAAAUGGAAUCAUUUAGACGAUAGGAUUUUUUAAAAAUAGAAAUGCGUUUUGUAAAAUAUAGUUUAUUUUUGUAUUUUAUUUUAGGAUUACAUGUUUCGAGUAGACUUCUGGAUAGUGAUGAGGAUAACGAACGUAUGGAAAAUGUCGAUGAGAAUAGCAUCGAUAACGAUGCAAAAUCCGGACUAACUGUUGAAGAAAAAGAAAUAAUUUUUAAAUAUUACAACAGAGAUAAUGUCGCCGGAGAAAGAAUAUACAUCAAGAAUGUGACCGAAGACAUAUUAAAAGGCUGGAGAAAAUAUCACGAAGUGAAAUUCAUCACUCACGGAUGGCUUUCAUCGGAAAAAUCUGGAUCAGUGGAAGGAAUAAAGAACGCUUAUCUGGUUAAAAAAGACAUCAACGUAAUAACCAUCGAUUGGUCGGAAACAGCUUCGUGGAAAGCUUAUCCACUCCCUGCAUAUUUUACCAAACAAGUAGGCGCAAUUAUAGCAACUUUAAUCGAAGAAUUGGUCGAAAAGAAAUUCGCCUCACUACAAAACGUUCACGUAAUCGGCCACAGUCUCGGAUCACAUGUAGCAGGAGCUGUAGGAAGCUCGGUCAAGAGUGGAAAAGUUGCCAGGAUCACUGGUUUGGAUCCCGCUGGCCCAGCUUUUGAGCACGUCCAUCAACUUCACAACAACGUUUUGGAUACAUCAGAUGCGGAGUUCGUGGAUAUAAUUCAUACGGCGGGAGGAGCUGCUGGAUAUAUGCAGCCUUUAGGACAUGCUGAUUUUUACCCCAAUGGUGGAGUGCCUCCGCAGCCCGGCUGUGUAGAGACUAGUUCCCUCAAUGGUCUGAUGCAAUCUUUCACGUGUAGCCACGGAAGAGCGUAUAAUUUUUUCGCCGAUUCCAUCCUGUAUCCUAGUUCGUUCAGAGCGUAUAAAUGCGAUACGUGGGAAGCGUUGAAAAAUGCGUCGUGUAAUGGAUAUCCUAUCGUGUAUAUGGGAGAUGAAACACCUUCUACAGCUAGAGGUAUCUAUUAUCUUCGAACCGAAGCUAAAUCGCCAUUUGGAAGGAAGAACUGAAAAAUGGACCUACCUGUUUAUAUGUACCUACCUACCUUAAGUUAUAGUCAAUUAUACUGAGUGUUCCAUUACCUUCUCCGUUCACAAAACUUAUAACGAUAUAUGUGCUUCUGUAUAAGGAUGAGACUGCGUUGGUAGUCUGCGCAAUUUCAAAAAUAAAUUACCCAAAGCUAGAAA